Molecule: messenger RNA, 2485 nt
Organism: Poecilia latipinna (sailfin molly)
Lineage: Eukaryota; Metazoa; Chordata; Actinopteri; Cyprinodontiformes; Poeciliidae
Product: son of sevenless homolog 1-like
Exons: 13
Coding region: 1-2169 (722 amino acids)
Biological process (GO): Ras protein signal transduction
Cellular component (GO): plasma membrane
Molecular function (GO): guanyl-nucleotide exchange factor activity
Source: RefSeq, a predicted model, not a curated record
AUGCAGUGGUCAGGCCUUUGGAGGCUAACACUCGGUUCUGGUCCUGGCCCUGGUCUUAACUCUGGUUCUGGACCUUGUUCUAAUUUUGGCCCAAUUUUAAAGCUGGUCUGUGUCUGUAGGUUCGACAUUCCCGAGCCAGCGCCAGCCGAAUCGGACCCGAUGGACGGGUUGGAGCAGCUACUCAGCGCCGACCUCAAGCGGUUCCGUAAAGAGUUUGUUCAGCCGGUCCAGCUCAGGGUUCUGAACGUGUGCCGCCACUGGGUGGAGCAUCACUUCUACGACUUCGAACGAGACCCGGGUCUGCUGAGUCGACUGGAGGACUUCAUCGCUUCGGUCAGAGGGAAGGCCAUGAGGAAAUGGGUGGAGUCCAUCACUAAGAUCAUCCAAAGGAAGCAGCAGGUGCAGGUGAGCCAGGUGAGCCCCCCCCCCAGCAUCACCUUCCAGAACUCUCCCCCCCCCAUCGAGUGGCACCUCUGCAGGCAAGGAGCCGUUGAGACCUUUGACCUCAUGACCCUUCACCCCAUCGAGGUCGCCCGUCAGCUGACGCUGCUCGAGUCUGACUUCUACAGGGCAGUGCGUCCGUCUGAGCUGGUGGGCAGUGUCUGGACCAAGGAGGACAAGGAGCUGCACUCGCCCAACCUGCUGAGGAUGAUCCGGCACACCACCAACCUCACACUGUGGCUGGAGAAGUGCAUUGUUGAGACGGAGAACCUGGAAGAGCGGGUUGCCGUGGUUUCUCGGAUCAUCGAGAUCUUGCAGGUUUUCCAGGAGCUGAAUAAUUUCAACGGCGUUCUGGAAGUGGUCAGCGCCAUGAACUCCUCACCUGUCUAUAGACUGGACCACACUUUCGAGCAAAUCCCGAGUCGCCAGAGGAAGAUCCUGGAAGAAGCUCAUGAGCUGAGUGAAGAUCACUACAAGAAAUACCUGGCCAAGCUGCGCUCCAUCAAUCCGCCCUGCGUCCCGUUCUUUGGGAUCUAUCUGACCAACAUCCUGAAGACGGAGGAGGGAAACCCGGACUUCCUGCGGCGACACGGCAAAGACCUGAUCAACUUCAGCAAGAGGCGGAAAGUGGCAGAGAUCACUGGAGAGAUCCAACAGUACCAGAACCAGCCUUACUGCCUGAGCGUGGAGCCUGACAUCAGGAAGUUCUUGGAGAACCUGAACCCGAUGGAGGACAUGUCCGAGAAGGACUUUGCUGAUCAUCUCUUCAACAAGUCCUUGGAGAUCGAACCUCGAAACACGCGGUCAUUGCCUCGUUUCGUGAAGCGGUACAGCUGUCCUCUGAAGUCCCCGGGGAUCAGACCCACGUCAGCAAGGGUCAGCACCAUGAGACACCCGACCCCACUGCAGAACGAGCCCAGGAAGAUCAGCUACAACCGGGUCACCGACAGCGAGUCCGAAGGCGGCGUCAUCUCUGCUCCCAACUCCCCCCGCACGCCGCUGACUCCGCCCCCAGCCUCCGCCGCGUCCAGCUCCACAGAUGUGGGCAGCGUGUUCGACUCGCCUCAGGGUCCAAGCAGCCCCUUCCACUCAACCUGCGACAGCAUAUUUGCUGUAAUCUCUCUGCCUCACGGCCCACGGUCGUCCUCCGUUUCUUCAAUGGUGAGCUUCAGUCGGACAGCAGAGGACACUGCCGUCCCGCCUCCAGUUCCGCCACGCAGACGACCUGAAUCGGCUCCUUCUGAGUCCUCCCCCUCCAAGAUCCAGUCAGCGUUGGACAGCCCCCCCGCUGUGCCUCCUCGCCAGCCCACCUGUAAGCUCCUCCCCCCUCGUUACUCAUCGCUGUCCUCGUCUCCCCCUGACAGCCCCCCCUUGCUGCCUCCCCGAGAGCCUCUCAGUUCCCCCCUGCACCUCCUCCCUCCCCCACAGGGGCGCUCUCGCUGCGACGUCUUGUCCCAGGCCUUCUUCCCCUCCUCCUCCUCCUCUUCAUCUCUGAGCUCCACCCCCGCACCCUUGUCUUCUUCACCGCCGCUCACCCCCACAGGAAGGAAGAUGCCCUUCCCCUCCCCACCUCUAGAUGGCCCCCCGGUGCCGCCCCGCCACAGCGUCCCCAAACUGCCCCCCAAGACGUACAAGAGGGAGUCUCUGAGCAACGCGCCCCCUGCUGGACACGCCCCCUGCUCUGCGGUUGGACAUCUUGUGAAAGAGGCGGAGCUGGAAACACUAUAGUUGAUUGGACGAACAAAGAAGGUUCUGACCCAUCAGAACCAAGCUGAAACUGGAUCCAGAUGGUCUCUUUUUCCUGUCCUGGAAGCUCGUGGUCAUUUCAUUUUUGGUCCUCAUCUGGGAGCUGUGGGAACCGGAUCAGAACCAGUUGCACGUGUUGAGAACUGAUUGGACCCGAGGCUAAAGUGGCUGCGGGAACUGUGGUCCGCAGCCUGCAGGUACUGGUCCAGAACCUGAGGUACUGAUGCUGGUUCUGGUGACAUGAUGUUUGUUUUUGUUUGUUGUUGUAAACAAAGGGAAUAAAUGUUUCUGCCUCCGA